This is a messenger RNA of Sitophilus oryzae (rice weevil), 391 nucleotides long. RefSeq lists its product as uncharacterized. Lineage: Eukaryota; Metazoa; Arthropoda; Insecta; Coleoptera; Curculionidae. The record is from RefSeq and is a predicted model, not a curated record. The coding region runs from base 1 to 321 and encodes 106 amino acids. The transcript has 2 exons.
AUGGCAUUCGCCUGUCCGGCAUUAAACGUCAUCUGCCAUAAAUGCAAAUUUAAGGGGCACUAUGAAAAAUACUGCAAAUCAACAAGAAUAUUCCGUCCUACUAAUAAGUCAGCUACAACAGGACCACCAAAGAAGAAAUUCAAACCUGGACAAAAUGAUAGGGCUGUUCACAAUGUAUCAGAUGCAGCCGACGACACCGAAUACGUAUUUCAUCUAGAUGGCGACGAAGAUACAGUCACCUGUGAAGUAGGCGGUGUUAAUGUUGACAUGCUUAUUGAUUCGGGAAAUUUCAUUAAACAAGAUGAGAAAUACCUGUUCUAAAGAUGGGGGUGAAGGUUGUUAAUUAUCCUAUUAUUAUUAUGAGUUUUCUAGAUAAUAUGUGUUACCAUUA